This is a messenger RNA of Bemisia tabaci, 2016 nucleotides long. It is a transcript of the gene beta-PheRS, whose product is annotated as phenylalanine--tRNA ligase beta subunit. Gene Ontology annotation, molecular function: phenylalanine-tRNA ligase activity; magnesium ion binding; RNA binding. Lineage: Eukaryota; Metazoa; Arthropoda; Insecta; Hemiptera; Aleyrodidae. Gene Ontology annotation, biological process: phenylalanyl-tRNA aminoacylation. The record is from RefSeq and is a predicted model, not a curated record. Gene Ontology annotation, cellular component: cytoplasm; phenylalanine-tRNA ligase complex.
GUUAAGUUAUCAAUAAUUCUAACUAAAAAGAAUCGGAUUCACAACACACUAAUUUUGUUUCCAAAGUUGUGUACACGUGUGAUAUGAUGUGGUGUGGUACAACCUAGUUCGUUUACUUGUACUUGUACUGAGUGAUUUCUAAUUUCUAGUAAUACAGUUCUGUCAAAGGUUUCAGUCAGUUCCUUCCAACAUGCCCACAAUCAAUAUCAAGCGAGACGUAUUGUUCAAAGCUUUGAACAAAACUUACACUGACGAUGAAUUUUCCCAACUCUGUUUCGAAUUUGGUUUGGAAUUGGAUGAAGUCACUUCAGAGAAGCAGAUGAUCUCGAAGGAGCAAGGAAAAGAGCAAUCAUCCGGUGCAUCAGAAGAAAUCAUCUACCGAAUUGAUGUUCCUGCAAAUCGUUACGAUCUAUUGUGUCUGGAAGGUUUGGUCAGUGGACUCCUUGUGUUUCUUAAGAAAAUAGAGCCACCCAAAUUUAAGUUAGCGCAGGUCCCUGAUACUUCCCUACAAAUCUUACGAGUGACGUCUGCCACUCAAGCCAUCCGUCCAGUGGCAGUUGCAGCGAUUCUAAGAAAUGUUUCUCUUACUCCCGAUUCCUAUGCCAGCUUCAUUGACCUUCAAGACAAGCUGCAUCAAAAUGUUUGUCGCAAAAGAACUUUAGUUGCUAUUGGCACCCACGACCUCGACACAGUGCAAGGACCUUUUGUUUAUGACGCCCUUCCGCCUAAGGAUAUCAAAUUUAUUCCUCUUAAUCAACAAAAGGAAUAUGAUGGGCUUGAGUUAAUGGAUCUUUAUUCAACGCAUGCACAAUUGAAACAAUAUCUUCCAAUUAUUAAAGAUAGUAAAGUGUUCCCAGUCAUUAAAGAUUCUAAUGGGAUUGUACUCUCUUUACCCCCAAUCAUUAACAGCCAUCACUCCCGCAUUUCUUUAAAAACCAAAAAUAUCUUUAUUGAAUGUACUGCUACGGAUAAAACUAAGGCAAAAAUUGUUUUGGACACCCUUGUUUGCAUGUUUAGCCAGUAUUGCGACAAAAAAUUUGUUGUUGAGCCUGUAAGGGUGGAAACAAUAACUCCUGACGGAAGUGAAUUGGAGACAUAUCCGGUGCUAGCAUACCGCAAAGAGAAAAUUGUUGUCAAGAGUGUAAAUAAGUAUGUAGGAGUCCAUGAAUCAGCUGAUAGUAUAGCAACAUUACUGUCGCGUAUGUGUCUUAAAUCGAAGCAGACUGAUGAUAAUCAUGUUGAGGUAGAAGUCCCUCCGACGAGACAUGACAUCAUCCAUGCUUGUGACAUAUAUGAAGAUGUAGCAAUUGCCUACGGUUACAACAACAUUGUGAGAAAAAUGCCCUCAAUAUCAACUGUGUCUCAUCAGUAUCCCUUGAACAAGCUUUCAGACCAAAUCCGAGGCGAAAUUGCUGAAUGUGGUUUCACUGAGGGUUUGACUUUUUCAUUAUGCUCCAGAGAUGACUUAGCAACAAAAUUGCAGAAGAAAAUUGAAGAUAUACCAGCUGUCCAUGUAAGCAAUCCCAAAACAUUAGAGUUUCAAGUAGCACGAACUACACUUUUGCCUGGUCUCUUGAAAACGCUAGUGGCAAACAAAAAAAUGCCUCUGCCCCUCAAGCUGUUUGAGGUAUCAGACGUUGUGUUAAAAGAUGCUAGCACAGAAGUAGGAGCGCGAAACGAACGACAUCUUUGUGCUGUGUAUUGUAAUAAAACUCCCGGUUUUGAAAUUAUCCAUGGGCUUUUGGACCGAGUUAUGCAAUUGCUAGAAGUUCCAAGGGAUAAAGAAAAAGGUUACUAUAUCACAUCGUCUGAUGAUGUCACCUAUUUCCCACAGCGCUGUGCCCAAAUUCUUUACAGAGGUAAAGUCAUAGGUCUAAUGGGUAUCCUACAUCCGAAUGUUCUGUCAAAUUUUGAAUUAACCAUGCCUUGCUCUGUUUUUGAAAUUAAUAUUGAGCCUUUUGUCUAAUUUUGUCGAAAAAUUGACUGUCAUAAAUCUUUGUUCAUUUAAAACUACAA